Molecule: messenger RNA, 3117 nt
Organism: Lachancea lanzarotensis
Lineage: Eukaryota; Fungi; Ascomycota; Saccharomycetes; Saccharomycetales; Saccharomycetaceae
Gene: LRG1
Product: LALA0S05e09692g1_1
Exons: 1
Coding region: 1-3117 (1038 amino acids)
Biological process (GO): signal transduction; actin cytoskeleton organization
Cellular component (GO): cytoplasm
Source: RefSeq, a predicted model, not a curated record
AUGGAGGUACCGCCGGUGCGAAGCGAUCCAAUGGAUUUAGAUCCAAAAAUUGGCGAGGUGAGUCAGCAAAGACCUGUUCUUGGACCACCCCGGCAAAGCUCACGCAAUCCCAAGAUAUGUGCAAGCUGCAACGAGGUUAUUAUCCGCGGAUCUUUAAAGGCACUUGGGAAGUAUUAUCACGAACACUGCUUUGUGUGCUACGAUUGUGGUAAAGUCUGCAAACCAAAGUACUUCCCAUUUGAAGAUCUAGAAACAAAACAGCUCAUCCCGUUGUGCCAGCAGGAUUAUUUCAAGCGGAACAAUCUGCUAUGCCAUGUAUGUGGGCAUGCGCUUCGAGGAGUUUACUACAAUGCAUUUGGAAAACUAUAUGACGAGGAGCACUUCUGCUGUAAAAUCUGCAAGGAGAGGUGUGGCGUAAACACCUGUUUCAAUUACAAAGACGAUCUUUACUGCAAAUUUCAUUUCCUCAAGUACUUUUCAAACCGCUGUAAGGGCUGUAACUAUCCAAUAUCAGACCAAUAUAUUGAAUUUCCUCGUGGAGAAGAGGUUCAUCGCUGGCAUCCAGAAUGCUAUGGUGUUCACAAAUACUGGCAUGUUAAUUUACCUCCAGAAGCGGUGGGUCUACCACAAAUAGAAGCUGCCGAUCCCAAUAACAUUUCCAAGUCUGAGAAGCAUGGUAUUACUCGUGGAGACCUUGAAAAGUACGUUCUUUCUUUCGGAAAGUUAGUUUCCAAGACAUGGUCUGUGCUUUAUCGAUUCGAAGAAGAGACAGCCGUUUGCAUAUCUGACAUGUUUCAGUAUCUGACAAGUUUCGAUCAGUUAAAAGGCCUCAACUCUGCUGCACUUUUUGUGCUCAAAAUUGAGUGCCAAUUCAAAGCCCUAGAUUCUUUAGAAUCUCUUUUCGCUCACAGCACGUUUAAUGGCGUGGAGACCCAAAGUGGUACAAUUAAUCAGGAGCAAACUCUAAAUCCAGCGGAUCUUGGCUCAGGUUCACAAAUAAAAUAUGCGAAGCUACCCCGCAACCUGUCUACAAAAGUCAUGAUAUAUCUACAACUUCUGCGAAAGCUAAGCUCUGCUUCGAAAGAGAGGGAUGUGAGCGUGGCAUCUCUCAUGUCAGUGAUAACUGGUGUGGCUCAUUUUCUAAAGUUGCUGGUGCGAUAUGGGUUACAGAUUGCUCUCGAUAGAAACAAGUCGGCACAUUCGGCCAAUGCCCUGAUCAAGUAUCUGCGAGAAAUCGAAAAGAACGAAAUAAUUGAAGGUGAGCCUUUCAGAUUCAUUAAUGUGGGGAUUGACGCAACUGAUUGCUGCCCGGUGUGCGGUAAAUACAUUCAAGAGGAGUGCAUACAAUUCAAAAACAUAAGGUGGCACAAAAACUGUUUCCAAUGUUCUGCUUGUCGAAAAGAUAUCGACUCAUUUGGGGUGGCUGACGCAGCAUUCAACAGCAAGACAAAAUCGGUGUUGUGUGCCCAAUGUGCGGUAGGGGAUCCCGAGUCAUCCACAGGCUUCUCUCCUGUCACAAAAUUGUCACAGCUAAUAUUUUUGUUGAAGAUCGCUCUUGUCCGGUCUAAAGCUGUGAUGGAAAUUCAACUCAAAAAUAGAGAAGCGCUUCAACGUUCAAACAGUAUCAAAGAAUCGAUCUCCAUGCAACAAACUUACAUCAGAACACUUAAUGAUAUUAAAAGGUUAAAGUCUAGAAGACAGAGUGUACCAUUAACAACUACCAAUAAACAAGAAGCACGCCGGUCGCGCAUUCUUGAGACGUCAGAGAUAGACGUUAAAGAAAAUGUUCCGGAGGAAAAAUGCCUAGUUAUUCAAACGGAUAAGAGUACAGGGCGGGACUCUGAAAAUCAAAACAUGUUUAAUAGCACGAAGACUUUGACUCUGGAUGAUAUUUCCCGUAUUGUGGCAGCUGAACAAGCGCGGGAACUAAGGCCUAACGCAUUCACACAUUUCAAAAAAUUGAAAGAUAAUGAUGAGGAGGAAAUUAAUCUUGUCAACAACAAAAGUGGGAUAUACUUUUCCGAGUUGAAAUCCGAAGACCAAUAUCUUAUCAAGUUGAUCACUCUUUCAUUAAUAGCUUCUCAUGCAGGAAGUGUCAUUGGCGACAUGUCGGUGGUCAACGAGCUCGUUCCACAACCACCUCAAAAGAACCCAAAAAAUAGUAACAACUUUUGGUACAAGAUGAAGACAAUGAUGAGCAAGGAAGGUAAAAAGCAAUCAGCGGCUGGUGUAUUCGCUACACCCUUAGAACUGUUGACUGUUCAAUGGGGUAUAGACUCUGACUUGGGGAUAGGCCCCGCAAAAAUUAAAAUACCUAUAAUUGUUGAUGAGCUAAUAUCUUCUUUGAGACAACUUGAUAUGUCAGUUGAGGGUGUCUUCAGAAAAAACGGUAAUAUCCGCAAACUGCGAGAACUGUCCACUGCUAUCGACGAAAGUCCUUCGGAGGUCCCUGAUUUAUCUAAAGAAAACGCUGUUCAGCUUUCGGCGCUGCUGAAAAAGUUUUUGAGAGAGCUUCCAGAUCCGCUACUGACGUCAAAAUUGUACGACUUAUGGAUUCAGGUAGCAAAGGUUGAGUCGGACUUGGAACGGCACAAGUACUUCGGGUUACUGUACGCAUUAUUGCCCACUUUCAACCGUAAUGUAGCGGAAGUGCUCUUUUCAUUUUUGCACUGGACGUCAUCUUUUUCCCACAUCGAUUCUCAGAUGGGCUCUAAGAUGGACAUUCAUAAUCUAUCCACAGUCAUGGCACCAAACAUCCUGUAUCAGCAAGGUACCACAAGUACUCAACCUACGGUACACGGUGGUGCAAUUCACAACACGUACAAUGAUGCCUUUGCUCAGAACGAGGGCGAAAAUUACUUCCUCGCUAUUGAAGUUAUUGACUAUCUUAUCAACCAUAAUGAAGACCUUGCAGUUGUUCCAAAGUAUAUGGUUGCACUUCUCGAAGCGGUUAAAAGAGAGCAAGCAAUAGAUUUCGAAACAGUCAAAAAAAUCGUAGCACACCAGAGUACGUCCAACGGCUCAAAUUUCAAGGACUACGGAUUGGUCGAACCUGUGAAAAUGAAGGAGUCAGCGUCUGUCGCGAAGGUUGAGUACAAAGCGAGGGAAUCUACAUGA